Molecule: messenger RNA, 2074 nt
Organism: Syngnathus acus (greater pipefish)
Lineage: Eukaryota; Metazoa; Chordata; Actinopteri; Syngnathiformes; Syngnathidae
Product: UDP-glucuronosyltransferase 2C1-like
Exons: 2
Coding region: 157-1755 (532 amino acids)
Molecular function (GO): UDP-glycosyltransferase activity
Source: RefSeq, a predicted model, not a curated record
UCAUAGAAUGACCCCAAAAACAUUGGAAAAACAAGCGGGAUAUUGGAGCAGUUACACAUUGACUUCCACUUGCAUAAAUAACCUCAGCACAAGCGCUACACCACAACGGCAGACACGAGAGUCUUCUCUCUCGAAGUGCGGGACAAGGCCUCAGCAAUGGCACCAUAUCCAAGUCUGGCACUCUUGCUGAUGUGUUCCGCGACAUGCUGGGGCGGUAAAAUCUUUGUCUACCCCACCGAAGGAAGUCACUGGAUCAACAUGAAAAUUCUGCUGGAAGCCCUUCAUUCUCAAGGCCACCAAAUCACAGUGUUGCGAACCUCAACCAGCUGGUACAUACAUGAGAAGUCUCCCCACUACACCUCCAUUACCAUCGAGGUGAAGCAGUCCAACAACAUCGAGAGCCAGAAUAGCAUGACGUCCUUCCUGGAGAGGUCCAUCGAGAUUCAGCGGCACAAAGGCUCGCUGUGGGCUUUUGUGGAGUUUUACAGGAACAUUUUCAACUUUCUCGAGGAGACCCAUAUAUCUGUAGCCCAUAUGAUGGUCAGCAUAUUUGAAAAUCAAACUCUAAUCCAGGAACUGAAAGAAAGUAGAUAUGAUCUUUGUUUGACAGACCCGGCCUUUGUGGGUGGGGUGCUAAUGGCUCACUAUCUGGACCUCCCCAUGGUCUUCAAUGUGCGCUGGAUUUUUAACGGAGAGGCUCACUUUGCCGUUGCGCCGUCUCCUCUGUCCUACGUUCCUCAACUGUUCUCCCUUUACACGGACAAAAUGGACUUCUUCCAAAGAAUGAACAAUGUCUUCUAUCAUGGUAUUCUGAUCUACAUGCACCAUUUUGUGGCCAACCCGCCUUACCGAGACGUGUGCAAUCGCUACUUAGGAGGGGACGUCAGUCCCAUGUCUCUCAUGCAGGGAGCCGAUAUCUGGCUGAUGAGGGUGGACUUUAUCUUUGAGUUCCCACGCCCCACCAUGCCCAAUGUGGUCUACAUCGGAGGGUUUCAGGGGAAGCCCUCCAAACCUCUGCCGGCAGAUUUGGAGGACUUUGUGCAGAGUUCUGGAGAACACGGAGUGGUGGUUAUGACUCUAGGAACCAAGCUGGGCGACCUGGGUCCUGAGCUAUCUGAGAUCAUUGCCUCUGCUUUUGCCAGCCUCCCUCAGAAGGUCGUGUGGAGGCAUAUCGGGGAGCGACCCACCACUCUGGGAAACAAUACCCGACUGGUGGACUGGUUGCCUCAGAACGACUUACUGGGCCAUCCCAAGACCAAAGUCUUUGUAACACACGGGGGCACCAACGGCAUCUACGAGGCUAUCUACCACGGCGUCCCGAUUUUGGGGAUUCCGCUUAUCUUCGAUCAGCAUGACAACAUGGUGCGGAUGAAGGCCUGGGGAGGCGCCGAGAUUGUGGAUGUGGCGGCUCUCGACGUGGAAUCUUUCACCGCUUCCUUGAGGAACAUUGUCGAUCCCAAGAAGUCUUACAAGCAGAACAUGAUCAAACUCUCCCAACUUCAUCGCGACAGGCCCAUGAAACCCGUUGACACUGCUGUCUUCUGGAUAGAGUACGUCAUGAGGCAUAGAGGUGCCCCACAUCUGCGCACAGACUCCUAUAAGUUACCAUGGUACGCUUAUCACUCCUUGGAUGUGAUCGCUGUCCUUGCGCUCUUUUGUUUUCUACUCGUUGCAUCAAUGUGGGUUUCCUGUAGAUGUCUCUGUAAGCGCUUAGUGAGGUCCAAGAAUUCCACAUUCAAAUCCAAGAGACAGUAAUUCCUGAAAAGAAGCCCCACAAGGAAAGUUUGUGACUUGUCACAUUCACAUUAUGACUUUUGCCAUAAGAGUUGUCUGAAGCUUUGUCCAUGUAUAAAGCUGUAAAUGCAGCUUUUGGAACCUUAGCCAACUUAAUCCAAAUCUUAAUAUCACUAUAUGUAUGCGUGUAGUAGACGGGGGACACCCUGAACCGGUUGCCAGCCAAUUGCAGUAUUGCCUGUGUCAAAUGUGUGUCCGGAUUGCUCUAGCAUGGAAUAUGAAAGUUGAGAAAUUCAAAAGUUAAGAGUCGUCCUCUGCUGGCUGAUUGGGGGAAGUGACA